GGAACCCUGGCUGUCCCGCGGGACGAAGCUGACUUCCGCACGUGGAGUCUGGGCUGAUAUGUGACAUCGGCUCCCCUUGAUCCUUGGUGAUGGAUACCAUUCCCCUGAAAGCUUACAUAUGGGGUACAGGCAGUAAAAUGCGACUUUAAUAUUCUCUACUAUUCUCUCUAGCGGUCAGCUACUGCUACGAUACAUAUAAGGAUCUAUGAUAUGUUUGCUAAUAAGCUAAUCUCCUAAAAUUCCGAAAGAGAAAGCAACACGCUUCUCUUGCCUUAAAUAUGUAUGUAGGACAACAACCAAAGAUUUAGAUAAUGUUGACAGAAUUUUCCCUUCUCUUUCGAAAUCGCCUUAUUCUUAUACCUGACGUAUCAUCUAUAUUUCAUCUGCACGGAUAAUUAAGGGUCAGGGAUGUUCGUGGCCCCAAAUACCGGAUAUGUACAGUGAAAGAUCCCUGCCACAUAGCAAACGAAAUAAUUCUUGAACCCUUACUAUCCUCGUGUUUCCCUAGCUGGUCUAGGCUUGGUGCCUUCGAACAAAAGUUUCAUUGCGAACCUAACUACUCCUCGUUUCCGUCAUCAAUUGGUGAUUGUUCGCCUCAAUGCAAUUGUAAACGUCAAACCGGUACGGACAGACUGUUUUCAAGCUAAUACAUGCUACGAUUCGUCCGUAAGCGAGGAGGGCUUCACUCCAAGGAGUCGAUUGCCACUGCUCGGGCGUGGUGAAGACUCGCGAUCCGACCCGCGAUAUGUCGGACGUCUACGUUGGGUUCUCGAACUUACCACGUAGCGAUGCUCGGAUCGAGACUAACUUAGUACCUCCCAACACCGAUGGCUCGAAAGUCAUCAUUACGGGCGUAGUGCUCACCCUUCUUACGGCACUAUGGACCUACCUACGAUUCUGGAGUAUUCGGCAAAACGGUCGGGCGUUUCUUUUAGAGGAUGGAUUUAACUUAGGAGCUUUGGUGUUCUUUUACGGCCUGGUAGCUGCGGAUUUUGUCAUGGUGCUUUCUGGUGGUUUAGGCCACCGUCUCAGCGAGCUUCAGGACUGGCACGUAGUCCGACUGUUGAAGGCUAUCUAUGUUCGCAAGUUUCUCUACGCGGCUUCUCUUAGCUUGAUUAAGAUCAGCAUCAUCCUCAUGUUUAUGCGCAUCUUCUUCACCCGCCGAUUCAAAAUCGCCUCCUUAACCGUUAUUAUCUUUACCGUUAUCUGGAUGCUCUUAGCCGUGUUGAUCAACUUACUGAUCUGCCACCCUAUUGAUGUGAAUUGGACAUUUCCGGCGGGUGAACGUAGCUGCGGGGACCUAAGGGCGGCUUUUGCAGCGGAGGGCAUUAUUGACAUUGUGAACCACAUUGCGAUCUUGAUGUUGCCCCUACCUAUGAUAUGGAAACUUGGAAUGGAAAUUCGGUACAAGGUUGUUACCGUUUGUAUAUUCUGCAUCGGUCUCCUUACCAUUUCGUUCGGCACUAUCCACGUUUAUAUGAUUAUGCACACCGAUUUCACCGAAAUAUCCUACACCAGCGUACAAACCGCCCUGUACGGCACCAGCGAAGCCGGAAUCGCGAUUAUAGUAUCCAAUUGCCCCCUACUACGGCCCGUCUUCGAUCGACUAUUCCCAUCUCAUCUAUCGGAUACUUCAGUCUGGAGGGAGAAGAGCGGCGAAGCCAUGGUCACUAUAUCCCGCAAGCGCAAGAGUACAAAGUCGAGCGGGUUUACCCAAAUGAAGAAUGUGUCGCACGAAGAUCUUGAGCUGGGCAACAUGGGAGCACACCGCGCUCGGCGGAAUACACAUAUUACAGCAGGAAAACGACCCCUGACCCGCGACGAAGAUGACGAUAGCUCAGUACACAGGAUCGUGGUCACAAGCGAAACUAUCGUUCGAAGAGAUAAAGGCGAACUUUAAUUUCCUCCAAUUCUACAGUUCUUCUCAGUUAGGUCCCACGGCGUUUAAAAAAUACGUUGGGUCGAGCUGCAAGGCUCGUGUGUGGCAUGUGUUGGUAUACAUUCAAAACGGGAUUAUGAUAGAGGGGUUUGAGCUUCCUUUGCAAUUUCUCACGGAGUGACUAUUCUAAUUCUAAGUGGCGUUUCGGCCGGCCGCUAUACGAACCUGCAAGUUCACGUCUCCUUCAGCUUCUCCUGUAAGUUGCUACCGUUCCAUGGAAUGGAGGGCGCAUACUAUCCUGUUAGAUAUCCUAAAAUAGGCAUUAUAUGGUUAAAAGCAAGG
Molecule: messenger RNA, 2221 nt
Organism: Hypoxylon trugodes
Lineage: Eukaryota; Fungi; Ascomycota; Sordariomycetes; Xylariales; Hypoxylaceae
Exons: 3
Coding region: 746-1900 (384 amino acids)
Source: RefSeq, a predicted model, not a curated record